This is a messenger RNA of Cololabis saira (Pacific saury), 1259 nucleotides long. RefSeq lists its product as uncharacterized. Gene Ontology annotation, molecular function: DNA-binding transcription factor activity. The record is from RefSeq and is a predicted model, not a curated record. Bases 200 to 1099 code for a protein of 299 amino acids. The transcript is spliced from 5 exons. Lineage: Eukaryota; Metazoa; Chordata; Actinopteri; Beloniformes; Belonidae.
CACGGGUUUGUUUGGUUCCAUCACGGAUCCGAUUUUCAAAAUCUCAAGAUUCAUGUUAGAUUGGAUCGGCGGGACGGACGGGCUGAUGUUGUUGUUAAUGACUUAAAGCUUCAUAAACGCACCGUUGCGGUUUGUUGUAAACCGUAUUUGCUUCUUCAUCAUUUGCAUCUUUUUCCCUCCUUGGAGACAAAUGUGAAACAUGACACAGCUUCAGGGCUGCACCGAAGUAGACGCGCUCAUCGCGAAGCUGGAGGAGGAGUCGCGCACUAAGUUUAUCACUUUUUCAGUGGACCGCCAUUACAAUGACAAAGAUUGGCAGCCCUUACCCAUCAACCGGGUGCACUGGCAGUGGGCUGGCGGCUCCGGGAUGCCAGCUAUUGAAUUCACAGGGAUUCCUUUUAUGUUUGUGGGGUCUAAAAGGCUCGUCUGCCAUCAAGGGAAAGACCUUGCUGUCGCCCAGAAGAGGAAGUACUUCGAGGAAAAGGCACGAAAGAUGUUGGAGGACCAUAGUCUUGACAGCCAGAAAUCUCGUCGGCCAUCUACAAAGAAGGUGGGAUGCCCAGCAGCCGUGUCAAUCAGCAAGAUUGCAACAUUCCCUAAAUUCAAGGUGGAUGAAAACACAGAAAGAAGUAAGAAGGCAGCUUCCAAGAUGCUGAGAAUGGCCUUGGAGAGAGAUCCAGUAAUAUGGGAAACACGCUACGCUGUCACACAUUUAAGUGAGCAUGCUGGGCAUGCGAAUGGAAUAAAUGGGACAGUCGCAGCCUCAGAAUGUGAAACUAACCCACGUAAACGACCGAGGAAAUCCGCCCUGAGGAAGAAAUGUGUCAAACUCACUAAACAACUCAUGGACUGCGUACAUGUUAUUGAGGAUCAAUGCACACUUGAGGAACUUUCACAAGUUUUAAGCACCCUUCUGAAAAACCUCACACCUCUGACCACCAGUAUGGAUGGAGAAUCACCUCAUCUGGAGGCAAAGAGGGCCAAACUUUUAUCCACCAUUCCAGCAGCGUUGUCACAGAGGUGCAUUGGGAGAUCGAUAUCCACACACUCUGGCAUCGAGAGCGAUCAUUCAGAAAACACGCAGGAGCUCCCCACUUAAAUCUGUUUACAUUUUCUUUCACAAACCUGCACACUGUGAUAUGGAUUGUCAUUGCAUUGUUUCACUUUCCAUGAUGGUAAUUCCUGCAUUUUCUUGUCCAAACAUACGUUACAAGUGCACAUAUUUAUGUAAUAAAUUUCUUUUAAUACACGUUUACAAA